This is a messenger RNA of Elgaria multicarinata webbii, 2534 nucleotides long. It is a transcript of the gene RBM23, whose product is annotated as RNA binding motif protein 23. Gene Ontology annotation, cellular component: nucleus. Gene Ontology annotation, biological process: regulation of mRNA splicing, via spliceosome; mRNA processing. Gene Ontology annotation, molecular function: RNA binding; U1 snRNP binding. The transcript is spliced from 16 exons. Lineage: Eukaryota; Metazoa; Chordata; Lepidosauria; Squamata; Anguidae. The record is from RefSeq and is a predicted model, not a curated record. Bases 255 to 1649 code for a protein of 464 amino acids.
AGAAGGCGAAGGGAGGGGGAAGGUUCUGGAGGGAGAAGUGUCCGCCGCCAUCUUAGCAUCGCUACUGCUGCGGCCGCGUCUGAGGGAAGAGCGAAAGACUCGGAGCCGGCCCGGGCCGAAAACAUUGCCGGGGUCUAACGGCCAAAAGGGAGGGGGAGGUGGGCUGUGAUCGAAUUCUUUGCCUGCUAGAAGCCCUUCUCCACUAGCCGCUCCUGGUCUCGGGGUGGUGGGGAGCCCACCCAUUUGGGCCAGCCAUGGAUCCGGCGUUCCCCAAUCCAUCCCAGGACCCAAGCCACGAGGACGGCAUGGCCUCGGACGACUUCGAUAUUGUGAUAGAGGCCAUGCUGGAGGCCCCGUACAAGAAAGAGGAGGCCCAGCCAGGACCCUCAAAGCCACCGGCCGAUCCCCCCACAGCACAGCCACCUCAGGAGGAGCAAGGAAAGGAAGUCAAGAAAGACAGCGCCCCCAGCAGCAGCGGGGAAAGCAGCAGCGGCAAAAAGAAGAGGAGCAGGAGCCGUAGCAGGAGCCGUGACCACAGACAUAGCCGCAGUCGGGACCGAGACCGCCAUCGUAGGCGCAGCCGGGAUCGCCGCAGCCGCCACCGCAGCCGCAGCCGCCACCGGACCCGCAGCCGGGAUCGUCGGCGGGCCAGCAGGUCCCGCAGCCGGGAGCGCCGGCGGGAUGAGAGAGUGCGCUACCGCAGCCCCCCACCCCCCGGGCGGCGGUUUGGACACAGCAAGAGCCCUUUGUACAGAGAGAAGAGCCCCCUCCGGGAGCCCUUGGGCAGCUUGAGCCCCGAGGAGCGCGAUGCCCGCACAGUGUUCUGCAUGCAGCUGGCCGCCCGCAUUCGCCCGCGUGACCUUGAGGACUUUUUCUCUGCCGUUGGCAAGGUGCGCGACGUGCGAAUCAUCUCCGACCGAAACUCACGCCGCUCCAAGGGCAUCGCCUACGUGGAGUUCUGCGAGAUCCAGUCAGUCCCGUUGGCCAUUGGGCUGACGGGGCAGCGCCUCCUUGGCGUGCCCAUCAUUGUCCAGGCCUCCCAGGCGGAGAAGAACCGGCUGGCAGCCAUGGCGAACAACCUUCAGAAAGGCAGCGGCGGGCCCAUGCGGCUCUACGUUGGCUCCCUUCACUGCAACAUCACCAAAGAGAUGCUGCGUGGAAUCUUUGAGCCCUUUGGCAAGAUUGAUAGCAUCGUGCUGAUGCGUGAUCAGGACACUGGACAGUCCAAGGGUUACGGCUUCAUCACGUUUGCAGAGGCGGAGUGCGCCCGGCGUGCCCUGGAGCAGCUGAAUGGUUUUGAGCUGGCCGGCCGGCCCAUGCGGGUGGGGCAAGUCACCGAGCGGCUGGACGGCACCACCGACAUCACCUUCCCCGAUGGCGCUGAUGAACCCGACCGGGCAGCCCUGAAUCUCGGCGCCACCGGCUCCCAGCUGCAGCUCAUGGCCAAACUGGCAGAAGCAGGUUCUGGGCUCCCUCUGUCAACUACAGCGGCGGCUCAAGCUGCCCUGCAGCUCAACGGAGCGAUACCCCUGGGAGCGCUGAACCCGGCUGCCCUGACAGCUCUCAGCCCGGCACUGAACCUGGCUUCACAGACGUUGGCCUCCCAGUGCUUCCAACUUUCGGGCCUCUUCACUCCCCAAACAAUGUAACGUAAUCCGGUUUCCCCCCUGCCCUCCCUCUCCCAUGGAGCCAGGAGGGGAAUGAUCAUCUCCACACCAUCACCACCUCACCGCCCCCCAUUGGAUACAAGGCAGGGGGCUGGACUCUGAAGGAACACUUCCCCCCCCCCUCCCUUGGGGCUGGGAGGCCUUCUUAACAUGAACUGAUUUUACUCCGAUUUCCCUCCCACCAAGUGCUGGGGGGACGCGUGUUUGUGUUCAGCCGCUUGGUUCUGGAAUCAUAAUUGGAUGGGGCGCAUUACCCCACCCCCCAUGUGGGAGCCUCUGAGGGACCAGGCGACCCAUUUCCCCCCCUGUAACGCAGCAUCCCUUUACUUUUGCCUCCCGGCAGAGCCCGGAAGGACUUCCGUGUCCGGGUGCCCCUUUGCCAUUCCUCUUUCCCGCCCUGUGCUCUCCGAUGCUGUGUUGUGGGUAUUUGCUGGAUGGCUUUCAGAAGGGACUCAUCAUCGCAAGUGUGUGUGUGUGUGUGUGUCUUGUACAUAGAAAGGAGAGCGGCGAACCAGCGUUUGGGUGGGAGGCCUGGUCCUGAGGGGAUUCCUCCCCCCUCCUUCCCAAGCAGUGUUCUGUUGUUCCCCCUCAAUCUGUAAGGAGGUUGCAUACAGUGUGGGGAGGUCGUCCCAUUCCGCCCUUUCCUUUCCUCCUUUCCCCAUCCUCUCCUUUUUCUUGGGUCUGUAGCCUGUUCUUGGUGUUCCCAUUUUCUGCUGCACCUUCCCUCAACGUCCCUCAGAACACCUCUUCCCCCCCCCUCCCCUAUUCCCAACCUUCAAAGGUGUAUUUUGGUUUUCUUUCUUUUUAUCUUAAUUUUCUUCUUCUUUUUUUUGCUUAUAAAUGAGUAAUAAAAGUCACCAAAUCUAA